AUAACACCAUUUAGGUUAGCGCCUCUGUCGCGUAGAUGUAGAUGCUAGGCUAAUUAGAUUUGGUCUGGGCGACCACAUAAGUUGACAGGAAUACUUGGUGACUUUCAAGUUUAUCGUUGUGCACAUCAUAUAUUUCGCUGUUGAAGGCUAUAUCAUCAGGUCGUUGGCACAGAAACGCCAUGACACCACCCAUCCCGGCCGUUCGUACUGGUGUUCUUUGAAAAUAUGCAACAAAACGUGGUAGGCUAUGGCAACUGUAAAUCUUCAUUACUUUCUGACAUCGUAUAAGUUGAAAUCAUGCCAGUUACUGGUGAAAAUAUACAGCGAAUAUUGGGAGUGUGUGAUUUUUGGAUUCGGACGAACAGAGAACGCAUCGAGGUACAAUUUAUUGAUGUCUUAGCUCGCCGUCUGAGAUCAUUUCACUCACUUUGGCGUAACAAGAAUGUCGACAGUUCCCAUGUUAACACCAGAGAUGUUGUCCAAAUUGAUCAGGAGGAGUUGCUUGUCAUCAAUUACCCACGUUGUCCAAAAACUUUGGAAGAAUUUGGCGUUGUUUUCAAGGAUGGCGGUGAAUGCAGCUUGGGAAGAUCACAGUUGGCGGUAGGCGAUGUCUACAUAGAGUGCAUAUUAAGGGACAGUUGUACAUAUAAAGAUGGUGUAGUUCACGUAAAUGACGAGAUACUUCAAAUCAACACUAUGUUGGUGCAAGGAAAUCUACCGCAAACUAGAGAAAUUCUACAAAAUGAAUUGUUGAGUGGAAAAGUUUGUUUAAUUAUGCUGAGAAAAAUAAAAAGGAAAGCACCAGCACCACCCAAGAAACCUACAGUACCACCGCCAUCUCCUCCAAAACGACAACCACAUAGCCCUGUACCAUAUCAAGACCAGCCUGAACAAGAAAGAAAGAUGACACCAGUCACCAGUCAUAGUGCUGUCAAUAAAGAGGGUGCACCAUUUGUCACAAGUCAUAAUACUGUGAACAGACAUGAUUCAAACAUCUCAUUUAUACUGCCAAGAGCUACAAAAUGGAAAAGAGCGGUUAUAAAAAUGCAUCUGGUGAAGGGAAGAGAAGGUUUGGGAAUACGCAUCACAGGAGGGAAGGGAUCCAGGAAAGGAGAUGUCGGAAUAUUUGUUGCUGGAAUUGAACAUGGUAAAGCUGCUUACAAUGGUAGCAGCAGCAGCAGUAGUAGUAGUAGUAGUAGUAGGGAUAGCAGUAGUGGAAGAUGUAGCAGUGGUGGUGGUGGUCGUCGUGGCAGCGGCAGCAGCAGUCGUAGUGGAAGAUGUAGUAGUAGUGGUGGUGGUGGUGGUCACGGUCGUGGCGGCGGUGGCGGCAGCAGCAGUCGUAGUGGAAGAUGUAGUAGUAGUGGUUGUGGUGGUGGUCACGGUCAUGGCCACGGUCGUGGCGGCCAUAGCGGUGGUCGCAGUGGUAGUGGUAGAAAAGUCAUUAUUAGGUCAACAAAGGAGCCAAUAAAUAGGGACAUGUCUGAACAGCAACAUGUAGUAACAGGAACUAGUCACAGUCAAGAUAUCUCAGUAAGAGAGACAGAAAAACACGUCCAUCUUGUUAAAGAGCAUGGUGUCAGUCUGGGAAUUGGGGUGGUGUGCCUUGAUCUUCCAAAAAACCAAAAAGGGAUAUUUAUACAACAUUUAUCUGACAAAUCUCCAGCUGCGCUGGAUGGAAACUUGAGGUGUGGUGAUCAGAUAUUGAGUGUGAAUGGCCAUAGCCUUGUUAAUGUAACAUUAGAUGAAGCCCAGAGAAUCUAUGGAGCGUUACUUCCAGGAAAAAUACACAUCAAAGUUAUGACUGACUCGAAUCCACAGGUUUGGAAUUCUCAGGUAACCAGUAAAAUGGAACGACUGUCUCCAUUGCCAUGUAUAGACAGUGAAAUGGAACGAUUGUCUCAAUCUCCCUGUAUGAACAGUGAACUGGGCCAUUUGUCACCAACACCCUUUGUGGAUACUGAAACAAAUAACGUGAAUCAUUUACAAGAACUAGAAGAUGCAACUACAAAGACAUCUACAUCAUUAACUAAGUCCAAUUUACUUCAGUCACAGGACUACCCAAGUACUGAUUCUGAGCUGGCUCACAUCAUGGCUACACCACAUUCUUCAGUGACCAAUCAAAGUCCUGUCAAUCGAGUUCCAAAAAUAUCAGGAUCUCCCCAGGAGUUCAUUGUUCAUUCUAUAAACUCUACGAGUAAUUCAUCUGUGGUGAGUGAAGCCUCAGCCCGGAAGCUUGACUAUCAUACAGGAGAGUACCUUGGAACUGAUGAAGUUGAUCCAACAUGGGAACCGGAAUAUCUGCCAUCGGAUGCAAGUACGGAAAACAGCGAUGUGGAAGAGGAUAAUCAUUUGCAGACAAGUAUAAAAAGUACUUCAAGCAAUGGUUCAGCUUUCGAUAGUGAUAGAGCCUCAGUUACAAGCGACAGUUUAGAAUUAGCAGCUCAGUAUGCUAGGCACCUUAGUGCUGUUGAAAAUAAAUCUGACAGCGAUGAAGACUAUGAGGUAGAACGUGAUUAUGAUGUGGAUCAAGGUGGUGAAUACUCCACUAAUUCAUCUGAUGUGAAAACUGGUACAUUCAUGUCUACAAUGGGAACAUCUUUACAUGAAGAUAGAGUUAUUAAUCAAGGACCCCUAGCCAUAUUGGAUUUAUAUCGCAAUGAAGGAGAAAAGUUAGGUAUGGGACUCCGGAUAAAUGGAGAUCGUGAUAGUCAAGAACGUGUAGAAUCUGUAUUUGUUUCUUCUGUGGAUUCUGGUGGGCCAGCUGAUAGGGCUGAAGGUGGAGCAUGUGGACUUCAAAUUGGAGAUGAGAUACUUAAUAUCAAUGGACAUAAUAUUAAAGAAAAGUCAUACUCUCAAGUUUUGGAAAUAUUCCGCAAUCUUCCCCUGCAUUCUAAAGUUAUUGUUGCCAGAGGAAUAGCUAUCCCUGCUGAUACUUCAGAACAUUCUGAUUACUCAGGCUCUUAUGGGAGUUCUGUUGAAUCAAGAGAAAGUCAGUAUGAAACUGAAGAGUAUGGGAAAGUAGAACAAAGUCAGAACUCACAGGAAAGCCUCAGACAAGACACUGUGGAUGCUUCAGUGACUAAAAAUGAAGAGAAUAACCAGCAAAUUGUGUGGAGUAAUGUAGAACAAAAACUUAUAGAAAGUCAUAACUUGCAGGAAGGCCUUGAACAUGACACUGUGGAUGCUUUAGUCACUAAAAAGACUGAACAACAAAAAGUUGAUAUGUUGGCAAAAGACGAACCUGAGAUUGAUUUACCAGUGGGUUAUGAAAUACGGGUAAUUAACAUGGACAAACCACUGAAUGCUUCCUUAGGACUGAGUAUUAUUCACAGUCAAACACCAACAUUGGGAUAUUUUCAGGUUCGUCGGAUUCUGGCCAAUAGCAUCUGCUCUCAGGAUGGCCAAGUGGUAGUUGGAGAUAGGUUGGUCUCUAUUAAUGAACAUACAAUGAAAAAUAUUCCAAUGAUGCAAGCUUUGGAAUUGCUUAAACACAAAACAGAACAUGUGAAACUUGUGGUGCUACGGGAAAUCAAAAAUAAGAAAGCCAUUGAUCAAAAUCUUAUAGCAGCUCCUGAAAAGGAAAGAGCUGUGUCAGAACAUCUAUCAUUACAUUCCUGUGAUGAGAAGGAUCAGCAACAUUCAUCUAUUAAAGAUGAAGUGGAUAUUGUGUCGCAGAGUUCAUCAAUACAUCUCACUGAUGAAGAUGAUGGAGAUAUUGAUGAUGUAUUGAUGCUUGAGACUGAGUGUCUCACUGAUGAUGACAAUGAGAAGGAGGAGGAGGAGGAAUCUAUUUAUCAUACACCAAUCCAAAAUGCAUCAGACAUUAGUAGUGUGAGUGAUCAAUUGGAAGCAAGUAUUUAUGAAACACCAAAAUAUAAUGUUGAUUCAGACAUUGUAGAUGCACCAUUUAUUGAUAAUGAGGCUUUGUUAGAACGAAAUGAUAAUUCAAUAGAAGAUUGCGAUGAUACAUCAAAAUCUGUGGAUGAAGAAUCAGCUAAUACUUCUAGAUCAGCAUCACCUAAUGAUGAUAUUGAUUUGAUCAAUUCAUCAUUGACUGUAGACAUACCUCUACCACCACCUUUACCGUACAGUGUACCACCACAACAACCAUCACCACCAAUGUGCAGUAUACCAACAUCAAAUAAUACUGAUUUGUUGACAUUAAAAGAUGAACCAGUGUCUGCUGACUCAUCCACUUCAAUCUUAUCUGCAGCUCAUUUGAGUCUCUUAGAUCAUGAACCUCCAAUAAUUGUUCCCCCUCCUCUAGAUGAAAUAACCAAUCCUACUGAACCUUCAUCUUUACGUCCCCCACUGCCACCUACAUGCCCUCCAGAACUGCCAAGGAAUCCACCUCCUGACGAGAUUUCAGAUGUAUAUCCACAGAAACCAACAUCACUUCCACUGAAAGAAUCACCUCCAAAAUCACCAGACCUGAAAAUGACAUUCCCAGUUAAGAUGAGCCCAACUAAAGCUCAACCAGGUCAAGUUCACUUUUUACCCCAAGCAUUAACUCCACUACGUUCACCACCAAAAAUUGGUGCUAAAUCACCUCCAACUUCACCAAAAUCCAGUCCCAAUGAAAAUGAAGUACAUCCAAGAGGAAGAACUUGUCUACUGAAGCUAUUCCCAAAGAGCACAGUUGAAGAUAGACACAGUACAAUCAAACCCCGAUCUGUCUUUGCAACGUCUGCUACUCGAUUACUUGAAAGCAAAGUUGUGUCCAAGUACAAGAGAUCUGAGGUGGGACCUUUCCUGAUUCAGUUAUUGAAAGGGUUCCGUGACCUUGGUGUAAAAGUAACUAAUGAUGACAGUGGUCAUGUGAUUAUCAAGGAGCUACCACCAGGGGGCGCUGCAGCAAGAGAUGGCCACAUUAAAGUUGGAGAUGUACUUCUGGCUGUUAAUGGUAAAGAUCUCAGCAAUACCAUUACUGGAGUUGACAGUCAAGAAGUUCUGAAUUCCUUACCAAGGGGGACAGUUCGGUUAAUUCUGCAGUCACCACAGUGUGUCGACAAAGAAAAGAUAUUAGAUAACAGCAGUACAGUCAAGCCUAAACCACCUCCUGUGCCACCAAAACCAGUGAAACAAAAGAAACUUGGCAAUGAUCAAUCACCAGGAAGCCCAAAAACAACAUCUGUAAUUAAACCUGUGAUAAAGACAACACAGAGUACACCUCUAUCAAUCAAUCGUAAUACUGCAUCUGUCACCACUCCUGGUAUCACUGAUGUGAACUACUCAGAAAUCAAUCCACGUCACAGGUCUGACAACAUGGCUGACUCUUCUGCUAAAAAGUAUAGUAAAAAGUUUGAGAAAUCUGAUUCCAUUGACAGUGAUGUCACACCAUUGACUCCAAGAUUGCCCCCAGAUGGACAUGAAUUUCCUGAUGGUUCUCUGCUCACUGAUAUUCCAGAUGUGAAUUCUUUUGACAUUCAAUUUACUACCAAUCCGGAUGAAAAAAUGGAAAUACUCAAGCAUCAGUUGGACUACUCAAUCCCAGGAACAUUACAUGUGGGUCAUGUAAGCAGUGUUGGAAAGGAACCCAAUAACAAUCUAUCAGCACAAAAUAUUGAACCCCCUACGAUUUUCAAAGACACGUCAAUGAAAACUGACAGUCAGAUACCAUAUGAGAAUGAAACACCCCCUAAAACAUUGCUUACAUCAACACCAAAAACUGAUGAAGAGUUUGAAGGGGAGGGGGAAUGCAGUGUUAUGACAGUACAGGGUCAAGCGUCUGUGUUUGGUGAUGUUGUUGGAAGGCGCAAGCUACCAUCUAUGCCACAUAAUAAAUCUAUAAGAACGAGAAAUCAAUCGCCAAUUAAUCGUCAUAGUUCAUUGAAAAAACAGGAUAGUACAGUUGAUUCUACUAAAGACACCAAAUCUGUGUUACCAGACAUUCAAAGGAAUAAAGUGUCUGCAUUUAAACAAGAAACUGAGGGAGUGUUCUAUGCUAAGCCAAUCUCUCCUCCUAAAACAUUUCUGGGAGGAAGCGACACAGAAAUUGAUCCUAUAUGUGCAGAUGUUAAUAUCUUUAUUGAGGAAAAUGACAAAAACGCAUAUAUUCUACCACCAUCAUCAUCAUCAUCACCACCACCUCCAUCAUCGUUACCACCACCGUCACCACCACCUCCACCGCCUGAAUUGGAGAAAUUGUUUCACAAACAUGUUCCAAAUUUGGAGUGUAUAGUAACCAAACAAAUAGACCCUGUGGAGGAAAUAUUACAUGAACAAGUACAGCCUGUGGAGGAAAGUUUCUAUGAACUAUCAAAUGGUGGGGUCAAUGAAAGCUCUUCUGUGUCAGCUGAACUGGUGAAUGGCUGUCCUCUUGAUAACAGUUUAGGAUCCGACCUGCUACAACAAAGUGAACAAGAGGAUAAUAACACAACUUUUGAGCUUGCUCCUGAAUUUAAUGAGAAUUCAGAUUUAGUUUUGUCACCUGGAACUGAAAAACAAGACUUGACCUUCGACACAAGUGAGAGUAGCAGCAUGGCAACAUCUAUCAAUACCACGGUUUACCUGACACCACCCACCAUACCACCCCCACCAAUUCCAGAAUUUGUGCAAACUUCUUUUUCACUUCCAGUUACUAGCCUACCGUCUGACACCCACUGGUUUGAGAAGACAAUUUCUUCAGAGAUAGAUGCUGAGUGUGAUAGCCUGAAAUUAUAUGAUUUUGAAAUCUCUGAUGUGCCACCACCUUUGCCGUCAACUCCUCCUAGUGAUGAAUUGGAACCAUUCAUGACACCUUCAGCUACUUGUGUAAGUGACAAUAUUGAUUCUAGACUCGUGCAUGAUAACAUAAGGGAUGAGUUAGUUCCUGUAGCUGUCAACAAGUCCCCUCCUACAAGUGUCAGUCCACCCCCUCCUGUAGUAGAAUCACCCAGUGAACCUGAACAUUUUAGCAUGCCACUAAUGUCACCCAUAAUGCAUGCUACUGAACCAUUAGAAAGAAAAGAAGAAACUCCAUCAGUUAAAAUUAAUCUAAGUAAUGCUGGUGACAAACUAACUGGGCUAACACAGGAUGAAAUUGCUGCUGACGUUUCUAAAAAACAGUCUAAAAUUUUGAGUGAUUCUGACAGUACAUACUCAUCUUCUACAUCUUCUAGUACGCAACGGACCUUCGCGCCACCUCUCAGGAAGAGUGGUUCACCUUUGUUUGGUAAAAAUAGUCCACGAACUGCCAUUGCUGCUCCCAAACUCAAAGGUCUAACAAUACCCAGGAAAAGUCCAUCUACCAGUCAAAGUAACACUCUACCUAGAACAGGCACACCAUCUUUAUUUACAAGAAAUCUCAGGGAGUCUCCUUCUCCACUUUCAAGGAGUACUAAGGAGUCCCCAAGUUCCUUUUACAGACAACCUAAGGGGUCUCCAUCAGACUCUACAAAGAGACAUAGUUUCCCAAUAAUGAGGUACAAAGAGUUUGGAGAAGAAACAACUUUGAACAAAUCUGAAAGUGACAAGAAAAUACAUGAUUAUUCAAAAGAUGAGCUUGUUCGACCACCAAGAAUUCCACCGAGAGUUCCACCACGCCCUUCAUCAAAACCAGGUGCAAAAGAUGCUAACUCAAGUGAUGACGCACCUUUAAAAUUCAAAAAACUAAUUGAUAGAUUUGAGAAAUCACCAAGUUCAGACACAGCCAUUAACCAAAACAGUCUCAAUCCAUCCACUGCUUUUAAAAAUCUCAAUGCAAAGACUGUAGUUUCACGACCAUUUGUAACUAAACUGUAUAAUGAGAACGGUAAGACACCAUCUUUACCAAUCGUAAAACCAAAUUGGUCAUCACCAGCAAGUGAAAAUGCUGAGCUCACAUCAUCUUAUAACAUUGUCUCAACUCCACCAAAUGAACAUUUGAAAUCCACUUGUGUAGAUGAACUUGGAAAACCUGACUUAGUUGAAACCAUUUCAGACCCAACAUCAAAUAUAGACAACACAACUGUACUAUCACAUGCAGAUGAACAAGUGGAGAAAUUUGAAGCUAUUGUUAAGAUAUUUGAUGAAGUGGAGGGAGAAAAAGAGGAAAUAUUUGAACAGUUUGUUGAUGAACCUGAGGUGACUUCUCUAACACCAUUAGAGCCUCCUCCGCCAUUGCCGAAUGCAUUGCCACCUCAAAUUAUUCAUUUGGAAGAUAAUCAUUUGAAUUUACAAAAACCAGCUGAGCCAAGAGAUGCAUUUUACAUUAAUGAAGAAUCUCCCAGGGUGAUCAAGGAUCACAUCCUAAAAGAUGAAAAUCAGCCCGACUUUCAGGAAGAAUUCAAAUCUGGACUUGUAGAAGCUAAUUCCCUUGUGAUUGGCAUAGACAAUAGUUCAACACAUAUACCAACAGUUUCAUCAGAAUUACCAGUUGACCAAGGUGCUCCUGAGCCUCUCCAGUUUGAGUCUGAUACUUUAGUUCCAAAUAGUGUUCAUUCUAGUCCAAUGGAAAUAUAUACUGCAAUACCAGCGGAAGUGAAUGGUUCUCCUUCACUUCCUUAUUUACCAGAAAGUGAAAUUGUACAGCCUAUAGAGUCAUUAGAAUCACCAACUGUUGACAUUUACAUAGCUGAUGUAAUAGAUGAUGAUGAUGGUAGUGAUGAUGAUAUACCACCUCCAUUACCUUCAGUUCAUCCACCACCAAAAACACUGAGCAGCUCUUUUCUCGAUUUCAUGACAUCUCCAGCCACUGAGGUUGCUACAAAACCUAUCUUUCCUUCAAAAUCCAUGGAAGGAAAUGUUGUUGGACAAGACAUUAUCUACCAUGAAUUGGAAAAUGAUUCUUCAAAGGUGCAAGAAGAAGCAUCUGCUGUUUCUGAGGCAGAAUGUGUAAAGGAAUACAUUGCAAUUGAUGAGGCAAAAUUUGUAAAAGACAAGGUUACUGCGGAAGAGUUUCUCGAGGACAUUGCUGCUGAUGCAGAUUAUGUGGAAGAAUGCACCGAUGAGGCAAAGUAUAGGAAAGAACGAGUUACUGAGGCAGAGUGUGUGAAAGAAUGCAUUGCCACUGAUGAAGCAAAGUUUGUAAAAGAUAUUGUUACUGAGGCAGAAUUUGUGAAGAAAUACAUUGCUACUGACGAGUCAAAGUAUGUGAAAGACAAGGUUACUGCGACAGAGUUUCUCAAGGACAUUGCUGCUGAGGCAGAGUAUGUGCAAGAAUCCAUUGCCACUGAUGAGGCAAAGUAUAAGAAAGAACUUGUUAUUGAGGAAGAGUGUGUGAAAGAAUGCAUUGCCACUGAUGGAGCAGAAUUUGUGAAAGAUGUUGUUACUGAGGCAGAGUUUGUGAAAGACCUGAUUACUGAGGAUAAAACAGAACAUGGAGAGCAGCAAUGUAAUUUAGAUGGGCAAAUUCCUACUUUGAUUAACGAGGAAACUAAGCAAAGUGAGAUGGAUACACCAGUUUCCCCGACAACUGGUGAUGACAGUUCUUUGGCAUCAUCACCAUUUGAACAAUACAGUUUAGCAAAUGUAACUAUACGGAAAGAUUCUAAGUCAAUUGUAGAUGACAGCUUUGAACUUAAAGCUGCAAAUAAUCAUGUUACAUCAUCCAUCAAAACACCACUAAAGUCGAACAUUUCUACUUUGAUCUCAACAACCCCAUUGGUAUCACCUCCAGUAACGUCUACAACACCUGAUUCUGUAUCAUCCCUUGAGUCAGAUUCAAGUAUGUCAUCAAUUUCAUCAACAACCCAGAAUUAUUCACUACCUUUGUCACCAGUUUUAGUCACCGUAGCCAAUUCUCAAACUGAUACAAGACACUCUCCACCACUUGACUCGAUACAAAAAGGAAAAAUGUCAUCAAAUCCUAUUUCUACAAGCGAGGAAACAUCCAUCAAAACAUCUACCCCUCUCUCAAACAACCGACCAUGGAGACGAACAGCAGUUUCUGAUGAUGGUCCCUCAUUUUCUCCUAAAUUGCCAUAUACCAGACAUCGUCCACUAAGUGGUCAUAGUUUUGGUAGUGAUACUGAUGGGAUUGGGCUGGAGGAUGACAAAUCAAGAUCAUCACCAAAGUCAUGGAGAAGAUCUUUCUUAGAUAGUCCAAGAAGUAGUGACAAUGAAAGUAGACUGUCUGAAAGCUCUGGUGGAUCUACAGUUUUAGUGACAACCAGUGAAUUGGCGAUGUUGAUUGAAGAAGCCAAUCAGAGUAUUGAGAAAAUGAACGAUGAUAGUUUAAUAGUUGUUACUUUACACAAGGAAGAUGAAAGUCAUAGUUUAGGAUUGACCUUGGCUGGUGGAAGUGAUCAAGAAGUAAAAGAUAUUUCAGUCCACAGAGUUUUCCCAUCAGGCCUAGCUGCUAAAGAUGGCCGCUUACAACCUGGAGAUAGACUGUUAUCCAUUAAUGGAAAAUCCCUUGAUGGUAUCACCCAUGCCAAGUCUGUGAGUCAUCUUAAAACCAAUCGCAGCCAUGUUGUAUUGGUAGUAUCAAAGAAGUCGCCCUUAAGCAAAGUAGAAGUAAAACCUGAACCUGAUAAAUCCAGCACAUUUACUAUAGUGGAAUUAGAGAAUGGUGCUGGUGGUGUUGGGUUCAGCUUGGAAGGUGGACAAGGCUCCUUGAAAGGAGAUGUCCCAAUUACUAUCAAGAAAAUAUUCCAAGGUGGCGUUGCUGACAAGUGUGGUCAGCUUCAUGUUGGUGACAUACUAGUUAAAAUCAAUGGUGAAGACGUGACCAAUAAAACUCACUUUGAAGCCUGGCAGAAAUUGAGGAAACUACCACCUGGUAAGGUAACUCUCACAAUUGUCAAGCAAGCCACCAGGUGA
Messenger RNA from Saccoglossus kowalevskii, 10722 nucleotides. RefSeq lists its product as uncharacterized. NCBI's taxonomy places the organism in Eukaryota, Metazoa, Hemichordata, Enteropneusta, Harrimaniidae. The record is from RefSeq and is a predicted model, not a curated record. Gene Ontology annotation, molecular function: protein binding.